AUGCGACUUCUGGAUGCGCGCAAAUGCCGACUUGAGCUCUUCAACGGUGCCGAAACCGACAUACCCCCAUAUGCCAUCUUGUCUCACACCUGGGGUGAUGAUGAGAUUUCCUUCCAGGAUAUCACGCAACUGUCGCUUGACGAGUUAGGUUAUCGGGAUGCGUUCUACAAAGUCAAAGAAGGCUGCGACCAGGCUCGGCGCGAUGGCUUCGAUUACAUCUGGAUCGAUACUUGCUGCAUCGACAAAACAAGCAGCGCUGAGUUGUCCGAGGCCAUCAACUCCAUGUUCAAGUGGUACCAGCAGUCCGCUCUGUGUUACGUCUAUCUAAGCGACUUUGACUCUGGGUUUUCGUAUCUGCCCACCGCUCAGCAAAAGAACCGGGAGAUUGAUCUACCUCCAGACGACACUGAAUUCUUUAGUAGUCGUUGGUUCACUCGAGGAUGGACCCUACAAGAGCUGAUCGCUCCACGGAGUGUCGACUUCUUUGACCAAAACUGGAUCAGAUUCGGGACGAGAGAUGGGGAUUUACUCGAUCGCGUCUGCCAGCGAACUGGAGUCUGGCCUCAGUUGUUUUCCGAACCACGAUGUGCUUGUCCUGGAGGAGACCCGGCUCCCCCCGUCCGCGACGGCAAUUGCAUGGAGUGUCACAAACCCGACUGUCUACCCCAGAUUCUCGACACUUUUGCCGUCUCAGUCAAGAUGAGCUGGGCAGCCAGCCGUGUCACGACCCGUAAAGAAGACGCUGCAUACUGCCUACUGGGAUUGUUCAGCAUCAACAUGCCCAUGCUCUACGGAGAAGGAGACAAAGCAUUUCUACGACUUCAAGAAGCGAUAGUGAGACAAUCGAAGGAUCAGUCCAUUCUCUUAUGGAAAGCUGGUCCAAGCCAAAUCCCCCAAGAGCGAGCCCCAGGUUGCUUAGCUCCCCUCUGCGAAACCUUCAAGGAUCCAGUCCGCAUCGUUGGACGUCGUGUCUUUAGCAACGUGGAUCGACGGUACGAAGCCGACUUUCUCGGAAACAUGGCCCCGAUGGAGAUCACAGACACAGUACUCCGAACGAACCUCUGGAUAUGCCCUUGUACUGUCAGUGCCUACAAUCCUCACCUUGAGGCUCACGCUUCACGGAAACUUUGGCUGGGCAUUCUUGAUCUUGCCUACGAUGACGAUUACCUCGCCCGGCCUGCCAUCUUGCUUGAACACAUGGGUGCUGUUGAUUUCUACCGACGAGUCUAUCAUGAGCUGAUAGUUGUGGUCGAUCCUCGGGAAAAGGUCACCUCGAUGAAACUUCGCUUUGGCCCGGACGUCGACGGUGGUAUUUCUCCCCAACAUGCCAUCGUUGAUAAAUCAACCAUUACCGUGGCACGAUCUAUUGAUGACGCUGUCAAGAAAGAUGUCGGCAUUCUCCUACAGCAGAGCCCUAUCAACGCGGUGAGAAUAAACCCUUCCAUCGAAGGGGGACCUGCAUCCGGACCAGUCUACUUUGUCGUUACGGCGCAUGAUAUGCAGUAUAGAAUGGACAGUGGCGGAAGUCAUCCUCCGUUCAGCAGAUACACAUCACGCGCGACUCAGAUCCCAUCCCCUUGGACCUUUAUGAAGUGUCAUCAUAUGGGCGUCGACCGGUACUUUGGUGGUAUUCACUUUGUCAACUUUACCAUCCAUAAUCGGCGAGUCUUGCACACCCACUCAAGGUCGGACCCGGCCGUUCAGGUUCAAAGGCGCGGAUACGUCGCCAUCAUCUGGGGUAUCCAGAGGGCGUUGAACUAUACAGGGGGAAACCCGUAUCCAUGGCAGCUUUGGUGCAGAGUCUUUAACAUGCACAACUUUAUCGAAUGCGCACGAACUUCAGAAGAUGAUUUGCGAGCGUCUCAGCUGUAUCUGGAGGAGGAAGCCCUCAGCCCGGGCGAGAUUCAAGGAAGGAUGGAGAAACAGCGCAGGCGGCUCUGCCACAUGGCCUACCAGGCGCACUGGAUUCGGCAAAAGACGGGCCCCAAGCGCUUAUUUCCUAUAUUAAGCGAAGAGGAAUGCCCGGAAGACUCUAUGCCCAACAUUCUGGAUGGUGACGAUAUUAGCAUACGCCUGUCGGCGAGAGUGGCCAUGACGGAAGCGCUGGGCCGGACAUUGUUUGAACUCAAGGUCAACCUCGACUAG
Molecule: messenger RNA, 2145 nt
Organism: Fusarium vanettenii 77-13-4
Lineage: Eukaryota; Fungi; Ascomycota; Sordariomycetes; Hypocreales; Nectriaceae
Exons: 1
Coding region: 1-2145 (714 amino acids)
Source: RefSeq, a predicted model, not a curated record